Molecule: messenger RNA, 4826 nt
Organism: Nicotiana tabacum (common tobacco)
Lineage: Eukaryota; Viridiplantae; Streptophyta; Magnoliopsida; Solanales; Solanaceae
Product: cadmium/zinc-transporting ATPase HMA3-like
Biological process (GO): transmembrane transport; monoatomic cation transport
Cellular component (GO): membrane
Molecular function (GO): ATP binding; metal ion binding; ATP hydrolysis activity
Source: RefSeq, a predicted model, not a curated record
UAUAAGAGAAACUCAUCACCUCUUUCUAAAACAAAAGUAUAUCCAAUAUAUUCCAGAACUAGAAAUUCCUUUUUCAUCUAUUAUCUUCUCCUCCUCCUUAGAGAAGGAGAAAAAUGGUGGAAAGUGAAAAAAUGAAUGAAACAAAGAAGUUGAGCAAGAGCUAUUUUGAUGUUUUGGGAAUUUGCUGUACUUCAGAAGUUGUUCUAGUUGAAAAAAUUCUCAAGAAUCUUGAAGGGGUUAAAGAGGUUUCAGUAAUUGUCACAACAAAGACUGUCAUUGUUAUUCAUGAUUCUCUUCUCAUUUCUCCGCAACAAAUUGUUAAAGCAUUGAAUCAAGCAAGAUUAGAAGCAAGCAUAAGAGUGAAAGGAGAGAAAAACUACCAAAAGAAAUGGCCAAGUCCAUUUGCAAUUGGCAGUGGAAUAUUGCUUGGACUCUCAUUUUUGAAGUACUUUUUUGCACCUUUCCAAUGGUUAGCACUUGCAGCUGUUGCAGUUGGGAUUCCUCCAAUUAUUUUUAGAGGUGUGGCUGCCGUGCGAAACCUCACUCUUGACAUCAACAUUCUUGUUUUAAUAGCAGUGGCUGGAUCAAUUGUUUUACACGAUUAUUGGGAAGCUGGUACUAUUGUCUUCUUAUUCGCCAUUGCAGAAUGGCUAGAGUCAAGGGCAAGUCACAAGGCUACCGCUGCUAUGUCAUCACUGGUCAAUAUAGUCCCUCCAACAGCAGUUUUAGCUGAAAGCGGAGAAGUCGUAAAUGUUGAUGAAGUCAAGGUGAAUAGCAUUCUUGCUGUGAAAGCUGGUGAAACUAUACCUAUUGAUGGAGUUGUAGUGGAAGGGGAAUGUGACGUGGACGAGAAAACACUGACAGGCGAGUCGUUUCCAGUUUCUAAGCAAAGAGAUUCAACGGUCUGGGCUGGCACUACAAAUCUAAAUGGCUAUAUCAGUGUUAAGACUACGGCUUUGGCUGAAGAUUGUGCGGUGGCUAGGAUGGCACAGCUUGUCGAAGAUGCUCAGAACAAGAAAUCAAAAACCCAAAGAUACAUCGACAAGUGUGCUAAAUAUUAUACACCAGCAAUUGUGGCUAUAUCAGCUUCUUUGGCAAUUGUUCCUACUGCAUUAAGAGUUCACAAUCGAAAUGAAUGGUAUCGCUUGGCUUUGGUCACAUUGGUGAGUGCAUGUCCGUGUGCACUUGUUCUAUCUACACCAGUUGCCAUGUGUUGCGCACUUUCAAAAGCAGCAACGUCCGGUCUUCUGUUUAAAGGAGCAGAGUACCUUGAGACUCUAGCUAAAAUCAAAAUCAUGGCUUUUGACAAAACAGGGACUAUAACUAAAGGAGAAUUUAUGGUGACCGAGUUCAAGUCUCUGAUUGAUGGUUUUAGUCUCAAUACACUGCUUUACUGGGUUUCAAGCAUUGAGAGCAAGUCAGGUCAUCCGAUGGCAGCCGCUCUGGUGGACUAUGCACAAUCAAAUUCCGUUGAGCCAAAGCCUGAUAGAGUUGAGCAGUUUCAAAAUUUUCCUGGUGAAGGGAUAUUUGGAAGAAUUGAUGGAAUGGAAAUCUAUGUCGGGAAUAGGAAAAUUUCUUCAAGAGCUGGAUGUACCACAGUACCAGAAAUAGAGGGUGAUAGUUUCAAAGGAAAGUCUGUUGGAUACAUAUUUUUGGGAUCAUCUCCAGCUGGAAUUUUCAGUCUUUCCGAUGUUUGUCGAAUUGGUGUAAAAGAAGCAAUGAGAGAACUGAAGCAGAUGGGUAUCAAAACCGCGAUGCUUACUGGUGAUUGUUAUGCAGCUGCCAACCAUGUGCAGGAUCAGUUAGGUGGAGCUUUGGAUGAAUUUCAAGCAGAACUCCUACCAGAGGACAAGGCAACAAUCAUCAAGGGUUUUCAGAAGGAAGCUCCAACAGCGAUGAUAGGCGACGGCCUUAAUGAUGCUCCUGCAUUAGCAACAGCUGACAUUGGCAUCUCAAUGGGCAUCUCUGGGUCAGCUCUCGCUAAAGAAACAGGCCAUGUUAUACUAAUGACAAAUGACAUCGGAAGAAUACCGAAAGCUGCACGUCUUGCUAGAAGAGUUCGAAGGAAGAUUGUUGAGAAUAUGAUUAUAUCAGUCGUUACAAAGGCUGCCAUAGUUGCAUUGGCAAUAGCAGGUUAUCCAUUGGUUUGGGCUGCUGUCCUCGCAGAUACUGGGACAUGCUUGCUAGUGAUUUUGAACAGCAUGCUACUUCUACGAGGAGGCACACGCAGACAUGGGAAAAAAUGUUGGAGAUCUUCUACUCCUUCGCAUGCUCCCCACCACAAAGACAAAGCUUCAUGUUGCAAGUCGGAAAAUGCUCCCCAGCUGUGUUGCUCUGAUAUUGAGUCACAAAAGAAAUGUACAAGUCAAUCAUGCUCGUCCGAGGUGUGUGUUCCAAGAUGUCAACCUGUCUCCUCAGGAUCAAAGUCAUGUGGAAAUAAUCAGUGCCCAGACUCCAUUGAAAAUAGUGGUUUUCAUUCUCAUCGCCGUCCUCAAUGCUGCUCGUCGAAGAUGGCUGCUAAAGCAUGCCAAUCUGCAGUUUCAGAAUCAAAGUCAUGCGGAAAUAAUCAGUGCCCAGACUCCGUUGAAAAUAGUGGUUUUCAUUCUCAUCCCCGUCCUGAAUGCUGCUCGUCGAAGAUGGCUGCUAAAGCGUGCCAAUCUGCAGUUUCAGAAUCAAAGUCAUGUGGAAAUAAUCAGUGCCCAGACUCCGUUGAAAAUAGUGGUUUUCAUUCUCAUCCCCGUCCUCAAUGCUGUUCAUCGAAGAUGGCUGCUAAAGCAGGCCAAUCUGCACUUUCAGAAUCAAAGUCAUGUGGAAAUAAUCAGUGCCCAGACUCCGUUGAAAAUAGUGGUUUUCAUUCUCAUCCCCGUCCUCAAUGCUGUUCAUCGAAGAUGGCUGCUAAAGCAGGCCAAUCUGCACUUUCAGAAUCAAAGUCAUGUGGAAAUAACAAUUGCUCAGACUCCAUUCACAAGAGUAAUUGUCAUUCUUUAACUAACUCUCUAGUAUGUUCUUCCAAGAUGUCUGCUCCACAAUGUCAUUCUGCUACUUCAAGCAACAAAUCAUGUGGAAGUACCAAGUGCUCCGACUUCAGUGACAAAAAAUGUUGUCAAUCCGACAAAAUUCCUCAAACGUGCUCUACCAAGAAGUCUGCUCCAGGAUGUCAAUCUGCAGUUUCUGGGUCUAAAUCAUGUGGAAAUAGCAAGUGUUCAGACUCAAAAGACAAUAGUAGCCAUCCUUCACAUCCCGAUCAUCAAACAUGCAUGUCUAAGUUGUGUGCUCCACAAAGCCAAUCUGCAACUUCAAGCUCCAGGACAUGUGGAAAUACAAAGUGCUCGGACACCAAUAGCAAGAAUUCUUGUUAUUCACAAACCAACUCUGAAUCAUGCUCUUCAAAGAUGUCUGGUCCAUCAUGCAAAACUGCUAAUUCAGGUUCAAGGUCAUGCAGAAAUAAGAAGUGCCAGGACUCUGCAACCGAGAACAGUUUUCAUUCACCACUUACUAAUCCACUCAGUGGGGAAAAGCUUUCGGAGCAGAAAAGCUUGGAUUUAGUCCGAAAAGAUAAGGAAUCAAGUCAUGAUCUUCGUCAUGGCUGCUCUGACGAGGAACAUGAUCAUACAAAUUUAGACAAGGCAUAUGACAGUUGUGCCUUACAAGAAUGUUGUUAUUCGGUUCAAGGCAAUAAAACUGAUGUAUCAGAAACUGGAAUCCAGGAAACUGCUCAUUGUGACAGCACCAAUCAAACAUGCCAAACUGCAAGUUCAGGGCUGAGAUUUUCAGGAUCGAUGACAUGCGGAAAUGAUAAGAUCCUGGACUCUCUAAGCAUCCAUGGUUGUCAUUCGCAUGAUAAUCCACUCCACGAGGAGAACAACUUGGAGCAGAAAAUCUUGGAUGUUGUUGGAGAAGGUAUAAAAUCACCUCAUGCUGUCGGUCAUGGCUGUUCGGACAAGGAACACGAUCACUCACAUCCAGAAAAGGCAUAUGACAGUUGUGCAACAGAUGAUUGUUGUUUUUCAGUUCAAGUCCAUGGCAUUGACGACGUAUCAAAAAGUGAAAUUCAAGAAACUGCUCAUUGUGACAGCACAAAGCAGAGCAUGGUCAUCUCCAGCAGCUGCAAACAUGAACCAAAAGAUCAGGUAAAUCACUGUGGACUUCACUCUAAAACUACUCCAACUGAUGAAGAACUAGCCAAGCUGGUUAGAAGAUGCUGCAAAUACAAACCAUGCCACGACGUCCGUUCUGGCUGCAGGAAGCAUGCUGCAGAAUGUGGUCCAACCGUUCGAUCAACCAUCAAUAUCUUACGGGACAACCAUCAUCAUUACCUAGACUGCAGUGGUCGUAAGGUUUGUUCGCUGUUGGAGAAGAGACACAUCGGUGGAUGCUGUGACAGCUUCAGAAAAGAAUGUUGUGCCAAGAAAAAACACCUUGGAGCAAGUUUUGGAGGAGGUUUAUCAGAAAUUGUCAUAGAGUAGAUGCAAUCCGAAGUGUACAUAUGUUGUAAACUUCCUACCUAUUUUAUCUUCAAGAAGUUGAGCUGCUAAUUUGAACAAAGCUAUUGCAAUGGCUUGUAUAUUUAUCCUAAAAAAUGGCUUGUAUAUUUGAGUUUUCACAAAGUUGAACACAUCAAUGUGAUUUGCAUGAAAACAUCAGCUCACAUUGAAGGCCAACUAUGCUUAUUUAUGCACAGUCAACUCCGUUCAACUUUUACGAGUAGUGAAGAAGUAUAGAGAACUUUGGCUGGUUCUUGACCAAGGGAAAGUACAGGAUUGGGCAUCGCUUGGGCUAAUGCCAGUUGAUUGAAAAAAGAAACUAAACUUUCAAGAUUCUAGAUU